AUGGCUCCCAGGCGUUUUCUCAAGUACAUCUUUGUUGGCGCGGUCUUUUUGUUUGGAAUUAUUCUAUUUUCUGCUUCUUCUCGUCCGGUUGCCGAUAGUGUCAAGGAUCCAAUUGGUUAUGCCGAAAGUCUUCGAGGCACGAUUCCCAAUUUUCGAUUUUCCUUCCAUAAAUCGGCACAUAAGCCUCCGGAGCAGAGAAACAGCACGCAUGGCGACAGCUCCUGGUAUAGUGAUUGGAAAUGGCUCAAUCCCUUUUCCUCCUCCAUUACCCUCGACGAAGACCGCAUAGUCCUCCCUCUGCAACUCGAACGAACCCCAGUCUACACAUUUUACGAUAUGACAAUCAAAAGAGACGAGGAAACAAAGAAAAUUGAUCAGGAACUAUUGUUGAUCUGGCGUCGGGCCUGGUGGGCUCACGGAUUCCGACCCGUCGUGUUGACUGAGGCCGAAUCAAUGAACCAUCCUCUUUACCAGACUCUUCACUCCAAAGGGAUGCAAACAACUCUGGAGCAAGAGUUCAGGCAAUGGCUGGCUUGGGCUCACAUGGGCACAGGCUUACUUGCUCGCCCAUACUGCCUUCCCAUGAGCUCCUACGACGAUGCACUUUUGUCUCACCUGCGUCGUGGACAAUUUGCUCAGCUUACCAAGUUUGAAGGUCUAGGUUCUGGAUUAUUCGCUGGAGAACAAAUACAAAUCAAUGACGCCAUCAAAUCUGCACUUGACAAUGUGAAGUUAAGCUCUUUCAAGACUAUUACGGAUGCAAUCAGUUCGGACCAUUUCAAGAUUGAACAGUCAACCUCGAUUGCACAUUACGAUAUCGAGACGAUCACCUCUAAAUAUAGAGCCCUAGGGGAACAACUGUUGAAAGAUGUAAAUAAAGGCCGCCGUUCUCUCAAUCAGCUCAUUGUCGCCCACCUUCAUACUAUCUGGCAAAACACCUUCAGUAGUGGAAUUGCCGUCCUACAACCAUUACCAGCUCACACAUUCACACUGGUCAAGCCCUCACAGGACCUUGCUCAUCUCCUUACCGAAUGCCCAAAUUCCAUCUUGCAGUCAUCCUGCCCGCCGAAUCGACCGAAAUGCAGCCCAUGCGUGGGCUCCAAAAUGAGGAUCACCACCGCCCCUGCUUUCAGAAAUACCUCCAGCCUGUUCACAAUUGCAACCGUACCCCACCCUUACACGAUGAUUACUUUGACCAAUCAGUCCGAGAGCAUUUCUGUUGCGCAUAUCAGACGCUAUACAAAUCGUGAUCCUUGGAUUACUGCUGUAACGAGAGACAUUCUUGGAAAUGCCCGGGGUGGACCAAGCCGAGUGGUGAGUUUGAAGGACGCCGUGGCUUCAGAAUAUGGUCGUAGCCGGUCUUUGUGGUUUACAACCGAGCACUUUCCAGCUUCGUUCUGGCCACCUCCACCCCCUCCCAAAUCACCGACCAAUGAUGCUCACCCAACCCCGGAAAAGAUAGCACCUUUUCCAGAGGAUUGGCUUGAGCAUGUGGAUUGGUAUCUAGGCUUUCCAGUUCCACGCACUUCAAUCUCCCACGGUGAGUCUCUUCCUCCAGUUCCAGGUCCCGAACGAUGGAAACCUCUUGCUGGUCUACCAGCCGAAAAGAAGAAGAGCUCAGACGCCAAUCCUCCAUCUGAUGAACAAGCCGCUAUUGAGGUGAACCUUCUGCGUAGAGCAAGAGAUAACAUCCAUAGCAAGGACCAGCCACUUCUGAAGAUUCGUGGUGUGGCUGAAGCAUGGAAUUUGGCCGAUACUGAAGCUUGGAAAUUUGUCAAAAGUUACCGAGCCCGUGAGAUAGUCGAAAGGCUCAAGUUUGAAGAAGAAGAAUCUGCUUUCGCAGCCGGUGGUGGAGCCCGAGGCAAUGCUCGAUGGUGGGGAUCGUGA
Molecule: messenger RNA, 1887 nt
Organism: Exophiala aquamarina CBS 119918
Lineage: Eukaryota; Fungi; Ascomycota; Eurotiomycetes; Chaetothyriales; Herpotrichiellaceae
Exons: 1
Coding region: 1-1887 (628 amino acids)
Source: RefSeq, a predicted model, not a curated record